AUGUCGCUCAUAGAUUCGGAAGCUGCGUUUAAGACGCACUGCGACAGAGUGGACAGCAGUGGAGGCCUUUGGCAAAUCUUGGAUGCCAAUGAGCUCAGAACUUUUUCUGCUUUAGGCUUUGCAAUUGGCACGCCGCAGAGUCCACCCAGUGAAGACGAGUUCCGAGCUUUUUCCACUCGCCUGAAUGCGGGCACGGCGAUGAGCAUGGGUGAGUCGGCAAGGCUUAAGAGAGUCCAUUUUGAAGCAUGCACUAUGAUUGUCGCCCAUUUGCGUUCCCAAGUGAAUCAGGAAACAGGCGGUGAGACCAUUUGGAAGCUACCAACCGCGGAGAAGAUUGCAAGGCUGGAGUUGCAGCAAGCCAGACUUGGUGGCAUUUCAAUCACUGGAGAUUUGCAGCCUUCGUUCGCAUUGGUUGACCUGGCCACAAUGUGUGAAACCAACGCAGUGGUGUGGAUUGCACCUUCUCGUUGCAGCAAACGUGAACAUGAAGUGCAGCUGUCGACAAAAGCUAAGCCGCAGAUUGUUUCGGUUGAGCAGAACUCUUUGCGAUUGACUUCCUCAGAGCAGGACACCAAAGCAGACGUCUCGACAGAGCUGCAGUGGCAAUUUGCCAUGCAGCGGAGAGGCAUUGCUUUUGACCAGUCGGGGCUCAUUGCUUGGAACACUCAUCAACGUUGGACGCAACAGCUCCUGGCCACGCUCAUGAGGGAACCUCCUAUCGGCUUUGUCAAGGUGCACUUGGAGCAGGUGACAUCCGCUGACAGGGAGCUUUUCUCCCUCAUAUCUGCCGAGCUGCAGAAAGCCACCACGGUGCUGACGGCCACUCCUCCGCCAAUGGCUGUGGAGAUGGAAAAGCUGAGGCGACAGGGGUCGCAGUGCAGCUAUGCGGCGGAGUUGCAAGAGAAUGCCUCCAAGAGGACGAGAAUUCAAUGGAAAUGGACGCAGCGCGCCAAGGAGUUGAGUGCGGAUGAGAAGUCAUUCAAGCAGAGGUUGCCACCUCAUAUGGCGGAGCUCUUGAAGAAGAAAAGGAUCAAAUUACUGGGUGAAAUGCUAGCGGACCUGAAGUACCCUGACGCUCAUUUGGCAGAAGACAUCGCAGCAGGUUUGCGCCUGGCAUGGACUGCAUACUUUGACGAUUACACCAAUUUCUCAGCUGAGAACACAGCGAGCAAUGCAGAAGGGGCCAUUACCGGGCUUUUCAAUUUGCUGGGCCUUGACUUCGCGCAGUCUGGGGACAAGGCCUUGAAAUACUCGCAAGAGUUCAAAGCACUGGGAGUUUGUUUCGACCUGUCGGAGGCCUCUGAAGGCAGGGCGUCUAUUGGACAUACUGCCGAGAGGAGGAGUGAGAUUGAGCUUGUCUUGACGGAUGAUAUCCUCGACAAAG
Molecule: messenger RNA, 1384 nt
Organism: Effrenium voratum
Lineage: Eukaryota; Dinophyceae; Suessiales; Symbiodiniaceae
Source: the annotation of a GenBank genome assembly